Messenger RNA from Dermacentor silvarum, 2019 nucleotides. Its product is annotated as neprilysin-11. Gene Ontology annotation, molecular function: metalloendopeptidase activity. The record is from RefSeq and is a predicted model, not a curated record. Bases 1 to 2019 code for a protein of 672 amino acids. NCBI's taxonomy places the organism in Eukaryota, Metazoa, Arthropoda, Arachnida, Ixodida, Ixodidae. Gene Ontology annotation, cellular component: plasma membrane. Gene Ontology annotation, biological process: protein processing. The transcript has a single exon.
AUGGCCUUCGCAGCUGUGUUAGGCUCCUUCUCUGUUGUCCUGGCGUCGGUCGUCCUAAUCGUCGUGUACAUCGCCGCCACGCAGCCCAAGGUACAGGCCACUUGCGACACCUCCGACUGCAAGAACCACGUCAGCGCCUUGGGUCUGAGCCGAAUCCACGGCGCGGACCCGUGCGAGGACUUCGGCCGCUUCGUCUGCUCGGGCUGGGUGCACAAUUAUAAAAGAAUCACCACAACCCUCGUCCACGAAGUCUUGGCCGACUGGCUUUACCGAAUAGCGGAACUUACUUCGAGCAACGCGGCUGCAGGUGGCAUUUCGAACAAAGCGCAGGAAAUGAUGAUCGCCUGCGCUACGAGGACCGACGACUACGCUGCGUCCCUGAGCAGCCUCAAAAGCUUCAUGGUGGCCCUUGGGUUCGCGUGGCCAGAAAACGAGUUUCACGUUGGCCCCAACGAGUACGCCAAGUUCCUUCACCUUCUGAUCGAAUUAGAUGUGAACUGGGCUCUCCCCUUGUGGUUCCACAUAGAGCGACACGACACUUCCGGAAGCCGACGGCAAACGUUCGUCGUCCGUUCGUCAUUCAUGGCGUCCGUGUGGCAGUACUUCAACAAGGAACUCCUGGAUUACAGAGGCGCCUACGACUGGUACCUGCGCCUUUUUGAACUCUGCGUGUUUCGGGACGACCUUUCUGCUUCUCAGAUUUUCCACUCUUUCCUCAAGGACAGCGCUGACGUGCAGUUGGCCAUCGUGGGAGCCCUCGACAAUGCCGACAGAUCGAGGGUGUACCGGCCGCAACUCAUUAGACUCGGAGGCACACCGGCGUUCGCGACGAAGCUCUCACCCGUUAUGUGGAUGGACGUCUUGCGCGAGGUCUACGAGAGCGACGGCCCCGUCACUGUUGGCGACUUCCUCCUGGCGACAAACGAGCGUCUAAUGUCAGCAAUUGAGAAGCUGUUCGUGGCUUUCUCGGCGCAGACGCUUUGGUUUCAUACUACCUGGUGGUUCCUCCAAACCGUCGGCACCUUUUCGAGCAAUGUGCUGCCUGCGAUCGUAGCGGCCGUCGACUUCGGGAAGCUAGGAAGUAUGCUGAACACCGUGUACUGCGUUUUGCAAAUGGAGCUUACCUACAACGCUCUUUUAGCGGCCAUAACCAAGUCUCAAUUUACGGAAGAUGAGGUGCGCGAGAUUCCUCGCUACUUUAGUCGCAUCAAGACUCUGGCGAUUGAAAAGAUCGGUUCGAGCAACCACAUGAACGAUACCAUGAAGUCUACCCUGCUGAAUGUCCUUACGGAAACGACUACCGCCAUUUGGCCGGAAGGCGGCUUUCAGUCGCAGAGAAGCUUCGACAGGCUCUUUGGCGCGGCUGGCAACGACUCCCAUGACUUUUUCUCGCAAUGGUACCGUGCUCGUAUAGCGCUACAGAAGUCGAGAGGCAGCUCCCUAUACGAAGAGACAGUGAAGACUUACCGCGUUAACAACAACCGGCUCUUCGAGUACAAGUACAUCCCGAACGUCGUCUCGGCAUCCGCGGCCAGCCUACACCCACCGCUGUACUACUCGAACGGCACAAGCGCGAUGACUUAUGGGGGCAUCGGUUUCCUCUUUGCGAUGGAACUCGUCGACGCGCUAAAUUUUAUGAUACUGCGCCCAGUUCUCAACGGGACUACUUGGGGAGCCAACGCGACAUGGCGACUCUGGGACACAUUCUCGUGCCCUGCGGCAAAUGACAGGGAGCGGGUGUUCCCCAUGCUACCCGCUCUAGAUAUCGCUUACUCAGCGUACAAGCGUUUCCGCGACCCGAUGAAAGACUUUCCUCUCCGGGGCCUGGACUCGUACACUCCGGAGCAAAUAUUUUUCCUCACGUUCUGCCACGCUACAUGCAGGAUUGAAGGAUUGACGGGAGCUCAGUACUCCCCUGAUUGCUCUGUAGCAGUGAGGAACUUUGAACCCUUUGCUAAGGCCUUCUCAUGUGAUUCUGGCUCCAAAAUGCACCCUGCUCAUAAGUGCCGCUAUUUCUAA